ACUCUCUGGGCAUGUGGGAUUCCCCCCCCCCGCCCUUUUACUUCUUCGUAAUUUCAGCCGGGGCAUGAGCGCCACUAAUACGCACUGGGGCAUCUGUUUCGGAGGAGCGGAGGCGAGGAGCCCGGCACAGGGCCAGAGCAUGGGGUGAUGAGGACUAUCCUCUGCUGACCUCAAUGCAGAUGACCAGUGAUGGCCACAGCAUCACCUCGGCAUUUGUUGGAUGACGUAAUAAACGCAGAACAACAACAACAACAGGAACAACAGCAGCAGCCGGAAUUCCUGAGCUCGCUGGAGACAGUUGUUCUCACUGUCUUUCUCUCCAUCAUUAUCAUCAUGACAGUGUUUGGAAACCUACUGGUCAUGGUGGCACUCUGCAAGGACAGACAUCUACGAAAGAAGAAGACUAACUACUUCAUUGUGUCGCUGGCGUUUGCUGACUUACUGGUUGCACUGGUGGUGAUGCCCUUCGCUGCGAUCGAGCUGACCACUGGCCAGUGGCGGUAUGGAGAGAUCUUCUGCCUGGUCCGAACGUCUCUGGAUGUCCUGUUGACGACAGCCUCCAUCCUGCACCUGUGCUGCAUUGCAUUGGACAGGUAUUACGCUAUUUGCUGCCAGCCGCUGGUCUACAGACACAAGAUGACCCCGGUCCGAGUGGCAGUGAUGCUCAGCGGCUGCUGGAUCAUCCCCACAUUCAUCUCCUUCCUACCCAUUAUGCAAAGCUGGAACGCUAUCGGCAUCGAGGACAUUAUUGAGGAAAGGCGAGCCAUGGUAGGAGGCUCCAAUGACACAAGCUGUGUGUUUCUGGUCAACCGGCCGUAUGCCCUGAUCUGCUCUGCGGUGGCCUUCUACGUCCCGUUAGCCCUCAUGGUCCUGGCCUACCAGCGCAUCUACAUCACAGCCAUGACCCACGUAAGGCAGAUCGAGACUUUGCAGCGGGCUGGCUCUGCACCCGUCACCGGGACAGCUCCGGUGAUCACCGUGAGGUCCUCCACUUCCUCAGAUCCAUCGGAGCACCAUCGCCUUAGGACAACAGCGGGCUCCUCUGCCUCAGAGCAGGCUCCCAUAGCAAAUAGCCGCAUGCGUGUUGAAACUAAGGCGGCAAAAACGCUGGCGAUUAUAAUGGGUUGUUUCUGUCUUUGCUGGGCGCCAUUCUUUAUCACCAAUGUGGUGGACCCCUUCAUUCAUUACACAGUGCCCUGGCAGCUUUGGACAGCAUGGCUGUGGCUCGGGUACAUUAACUCAGGGUUGAACCCCUUCCUCUACGCCUUUCUGAACAGGGCAUUUCGGAGGGCAUUUUUGGUGAUUCUCUGCUGUGGGGAUGAGCGCUAUGUACGGCACGGGAGCUGCUCUUAUAGACAUACCCACAGAGCAUACUCAGCUGCGUCGGUCAACGGAACUUCUAUGGCCUUGAGAUUGUCCUUCCUGCCAAACCGGAGCUACAGCGACAAUGGACGGACAAUACUAGGCAAUGAGCAGGAGUCCCAGGACUCUCUCGGACCACUAUGAGGAUGACUUGACAGAGCUGUGACAUUGUCAGCGGGUGCGGGGGACCUCUGAGUUUGUUUAGAGACAAAGACUUCUUGGCCUCUGUUAUCUCAACAGUCUACCGUGAACUGACCUGAGAUGUAUAUGAGAAUAUUGCCUCACCUGGACAUUCACUCUAUGACAUUCUUUAUGCUGUCCAGGAUAAUCUAAACGUUAGAGGUACUAUUGCUGGGCAUCAGACACGUGCAGAAAGUCUUGCUCUUGGUGACUACAAAAGAUACUAAAUGACGCAUAUUGAUGCAGAAUUCAAGUAUCUACUCAUUGUAAAACCCAAAAAACUGUUCUUUUCAGUCGAACGUCUGGAUCACAGGAUGUGAAGAUCAAGUCAGCUACAGUUCUCAGAAAAUGACAGUAAGACUACAAGUUAAACUCUGGCUAACAUGAUGGUGGAAUCAAGAGGCCUCUACUGCUUUUUAACCUCUAUGCUGACAUUUCAUCAUAGCUUAAAACUGACAUUCUUUGGUGGCAUGUUGUGAAGGAGAAACGAGUUAUAACAGAGUUGACUGCCAGCUGGUCACAGGGGUGAUUGCCGGUCUUAUUAAAGUUCAGUUUAUUGCACAGCAGUUUGUAUUCUUGCCUUUUACCAGCAUCGCUGCCACUCUGAAACAGCUGGAUGUAAUGUUAUGUCAAAAGUGAACAUUUUUAUUUCAUAUUCAGUUUUAAAAACACCAAAGGCUGAGGAUGCGAUGAAAUACAGCAUUAUAAAAACUGUUAAAUCAUUCACCAUUGUGAUGAAACACAUGCCUAAAUCCUUCAUGGCACAUAAAAUAUUGUUGCACUUACCUCUGUGGGUUGAACGUUUCUGUUGCAUCUCUGUCCACACGCCCAAAAGGGAUGUUGUUUGGUUUUAUAGUCUAGCUCUACAUGUAGAUCACUGUAGCAAAUUGGAUUGGUCAGAUAAAAAUCGAGUGUAAUGAGCCGCCUUUUCUUUAAAUUGAGAUAAUAUGUACGGGUUGUUUUAUAUUCCCACCAUGAAAGAAUUAUAAUUAUGGAGGAGAUACCUUGAAACUUUCUUUCUCUUGUUCAUCCCCCUCUAUGAAAACCUGCAGCUGGAUGGAAGCUGCUGGAAACAGCCAUGACAAGGCUGAAGAGACAACCUGUUCGGGUAUCAGAGUUUGUCCCAAACUCAAACACAGAACAAGUAGGCGGGACAGAUAUAGUCUCUUAGAAUUUAGUAAACAAAAGGAGAAACCUAACUUACAGCAGAGUCCAAAAAUUCUACAAAGCAGAUGGCAACGAGCAGGGCGGGACCAAGACCAGGUGGUGGACAUGAGGAAAUCAGACAGACUCACACACAGGCAAGUUGACAUGAAACAGAACCAAACCAAGGCAAACACAGAUCAGAAUAAUGAAUAUAACAAACUAAUCAAGAACACAAGCAGACAGACCAUAACCAGAUAUAUUAUGAAACAGGCAGAUGCAACAAACCAAGACAGGGCAAGAACAAUAAGACAAGUCUAAACUAAACAGAAUAGCAAACAGGGGGAUUGCACGCAAGAUGUCAGCAACUAAUCAAACAGGAACUGGACAGAUAUGAGACAGGACAGGUACUCAAACUCAAACUUGUUUCAAACUGAAUAUGUCUUGAUAACAUUCAAUAUUUAUGAUUAAAUAAGCAACAAAUUUAAAGUUUGGGAAAAAACUGAACAAGUAUAGUAUGUAUACUUAUUUAUUAAGAAUUUAACACUUAACAACUCAUCUGCUUCAUUAGGACUGUGUAUGUGUGGUCUAAUCGCGCUUGUUUCCCUGGCAACAUGAACAAACAACCCAUCAGCUGUCAUCUGAUUUUGGAAUGAAAUAUUGCUAGACUCUGAUUGGUACAUGGAAGUGUGUGACAUGUCGGUUUUCCAAUUGAGCCCCACCCACCUCUAACCAGUAAGAAGAGCACAGACACUACAAUUUCUCAUUUUACCAUAUGGGAAAUUAUUUAUUUUAAAAUUUUGAAAUCAGUAAAAAAAAACAUUUUAUCCUGAAAACUCAUCACAUUUUGUUGAUUUUUUUCCCUUUUUCAAUCAUCAUGAAUAUCGAAACAACUUUAUUGGAUAAGGCUUGUGAUAUUCAAAAUUUUUCUUAUUGGUAACAUAUCAUGUGAAAAAAAUGAAGCAAGAAUCUCUCUGCCUCACAAUACUUUCUGACUUCACUAUGUCUGUUCCUAUUGACUGGCUCACAAAUGUAUACAAUAGCUUCAUUUUCAAAAAAAGGCUCAAUGAUGCCCUAAUAUAGGUGAUCACUGUAAUUUUUAGCAAAUGCAAAAACAGGAGUAUACUGUGAAUAUAUACACACAUACAUACGUACAUUUCACUCUUUGGAUAUACAUGCAAUAUUAUUAGUAGGAUCAAUUCAAUAUAUAUUGAAUAUAUAUAACAUUGAAUAUAUAGAAUAUUCAAUAUCCAGACCUAUCCUUUAACUUACAAAACAUUGUAAGUCAGAAUUGCAUUCACUGUACACAAUAAUACAUUAGGUGUAUUUACUUUUUUCACAUUUAGAACUCCAUAAAAACCAUUCAAUAUACCGGUAACAAACUACAAAUGAAAAUAUAAAAAAACUAAUGUAAUAAGUAUGGUCCUAAAGUUCUUCUAUUAUUGUUUUGCAUAUAUUUCCCUUAAACCACUAACUUCAAUAUUUUUUUCUCUGCUACAUUGUCCAGUUGAUAGCAUUGUGACAUGAUCCUUUGAUGGUGGAUGACUAAACUGUAAGCUUCACGUUUUUUGCCAGCAACACAUAAUUUACAUUUUAGGACAUUGUCAUCAAUCUUUUUAAAGAGUGUUGAAAUAAAAACAAGAAUAUUUGAUUUUGCACUGACACGUGUUCUUCUGCACAUGUAAUAUGUGUUGUUCUCUCCAUAGAGAACCAGAAAAUGAGAAAUCAGAACAUUUUAACAAACAAUAUGAAUAUUUUCCUCAUUAGACAUUUUAAGCACAUUCAGGCCAAGGUGACUAUUAAGGUCUGAUGCCACUCAAAUGAAGAAUAAGAGACUAAGAGAGAAAUAAGUCUGUGUCUUUGAGUUGCUUAAAAGAUUCUGUUUCUGGCCACCUGGUGACAAAAGCAAGAUAUUCACUCUCCUUUUAGCUUUGAUUUGGUCACUAUUUUCCAAACCAGCCACCUGUUUUGACUUUCUGGCAUUUUGUGUUGGGCACGUAGCAUUUUCUCAGCAUGUUUGAGCUAGUUUGCUUGCAACAGCCACCUACGUGGGGGCCUGUGAGAGCAAGGGCUUGGAAAAACAAAAAUAAUGAGUAAAAAGCAGCUGAAUAUUGAUAAAAUCACUAUAGAGCUGCAGAAUCUGUUGUUUUUCUAGGUGGGUUUGGCAGCACCUGGUGACCUUGUCACAUUACUCAGUCAUUUGGUUCAAAGGUAGAUUCAAGAAUGCCUGUAGAUUUAACUCUCCUCCAAUGUUUGAUGCUCAGUUUACAUAUCUGAACUCCAUCUGUCUAAUCUAUCUAUCGACACAUGGAGGUGUGAAACCAACUCAGCCGCCUACUUUCUGUCAUCACUGAUUUAUAGAUUCUGCAAUUAUGCCUUAGAAAACAACAUUUAACUCAUCAUUUUUCCUUUUAACUUCAGUGCAAAACCUCUAAGGCCUGCUUCAAAGAUGAAGAGAUAAAUGAAUGUCUUAUUAUAAUGUGACAACUUUUAACAGUCCACUGUGUUUUUUUUUUUAUCUUUAUUGUGUGUGAUGGAA
Messenger RNA from Micropterus salmoides (largemouth bass), 5224 nucleotides. RefSeq names its product 5-hydroxytryptamine receptor 4. Gene Ontology annotation, cellular component: plasma membrane. The record is from RefSeq and is a predicted model, not a curated record. The transcript has 7 exons. Bases 190 to 1506 code for a protein of 438 amino acids. Gene Ontology annotation, biological process: chemical synaptic transmission; adenylate cyclase-activating adrenergic receptor signaling pathway; regulation of appetite. Gene Ontology annotation, molecular function: G protein-coupled serotonin receptor activity. Lineage: Eukaryota; Metazoa; Chordata; Actinopteri; Centrarchiformes; Centrarchidae.